UCUAAAUCUCGUUCUUCUUGCACAUGGCACUUUGAUAAACGAUGGGGAACGUUUUUGCGGCAUCCAAUCCUCCUUCCUCUUCUGGAGGAUCUCUUGCUCCCCCUCCACCUCCAUUGACUGCCCCUCCACCAGUAGAACCUAAGCAAGCUCCUGUGAAAGCAGAAGCAUCUAAAAACCCGGGUUCCUUCGAAGAAUUACACAAGAAGUGUAAAGAUGUGUUUCCUCAACCAAUGGAGGGAUACAAGCUAAUGGUUAACAAAGGACUGAGUAACCAUUUUCAAGUGAGCCAUUCUCUUCAACUCAGUGGUAUGGGACCAGGUUCAUACCACUUUGCUGCAACCUAUGUGGGCUCUAAGCAAAUUUCACCUUCUGAGGCUUACCCAGUUUUACUAGGAGACAUAGACACUACAGGAAGUCUAAAUGCACAGAUAAUCCACCAAUUGACUAAGAGAGUUAGAGGAAAAUGUGUGAUACAGACACAAAAGUCUACUUGGGUGCUAGUACAGGCUGAUGGAGAAUAUCGUGGCAAUGAUUUCACAGCAAACUUAACUGUGGGUAACCUAGAUAUUCUAAAUGAGUCUGGUAUUGUAGUGGCCCAUUACCUCCAGCGCAUGACCCCCAAACUAGACCUGGGUGGCGAACUGCUCUAUCACUAUGGUUCAGGACAAGAAGUAGCUGUAAUGUCUCUUGCUGGUCGCUAUACUGCUGAUAAAUGGGCUGCGACAACCACAGUUGGUCAAGCUGGUUGGCACUUGAGUUACUGGCAUAAAGGAAAUGAAAAUGUACAAGUUGGAGUGGAAUACGAAUAUAAUUUACGUGCUAAAGAUAGCUGCGUUAGUCUAGGAUAUCAACUGGAUCUUCCCAAAGCCAAUGUAGUAUUUCGUGGAAUGGUUGAUACUAAUUGGACAGUUGCGGCUGUUUUUGAAAAGAGACUGUUACCUUUACCAUUUACAUUCGUUUUGAGUGGAAUGGUCAACCAUGUUAAGCAUCAGUCUCGUUUUGGGAUUGGCUUAACCAUUGGAUAAAAGACAUUACUUUUCGUUUUAGCUUUAAAAUGCAUACAUCCGUCUUGGAAUGACUAUGCUUUUUGUAUUACCAAAAAUGUCAUUUAUUGACAAAGAAAUCAGCCAUGAGUGAUAUCAGUUUUUAAAUUCAGAGUACAUGUCAAAGUACGAGGUACAAUAUUAGGAUGCUGCAUUUGUACUUGGCUAUAUCUAAUCCAGGGGCUUAACAUUUAGUGCAAAAGAAAUAAACUAAUAUUGUUGUACAGAA
Messenger RNA from Actinia tenebrosa (Australian red waratah sea anemone), 1272 nucleotides. RefSeq names its product mitochondrial import receptor subunit TOM40 homolog. Gene Ontology annotation, cellular component: mitochondrial outer membrane. NCBI's taxonomy places the organism in Eukaryota, Metazoa, Cnidaria, Anthozoa, Actiniaria, Actiniidae. Gene Ontology annotation, molecular function: transmembrane protein transporter activity. Gene Ontology annotation, biological process: protein import into mitochondrial matrix. The record is from RefSeq and is a predicted model, not a curated record.